This is a messenger RNA of Rhizopus microsporus ATCC 52813, 480 nucleotides long. Its product is annotated as Arf GTPase activating protein. Gene Ontology annotation, biological process: regulation of endocytosis; regulation of ARF protein signal transduction. The transcript is spliced from 3 exons. Gene Ontology annotation, molecular function: GTPase activator activity. The coding region runs from base 98 to 457 and encodes 119 amino acids. Lineage: Eukaryota; Fungi; Mucoromycota; Mucoromycetes; Mucorales; Rhizopodaceae. The record is from RefSeq and is a predicted model, not a curated record. Gene Ontology annotation, cellular component: Golgi membrane.
UUUCAUAAACACUAUUUGUACUCCCCUUAAAAAAAAGGCUUUCCUAAAACAGUAAAAUAUCUCCUUUUUGUUUUCUUCUUUCUCUCUCGCCUUCAUCAUGGAUUAUAAACAGACUUUGUUUGAAAUUCAAAAGAGACCUGGUAAUCGUCUUUGCUUUGAUUGUUCUGCACCUAAUCCUCAAUGGGCAAGCGUAAGUUAUGGCAUCUUCAUUUGCUUAAACUGUUCAGGAGUUCAUCGAUCCUUUGGUGUUCAUAUCAGUUUUGUCAGAUCAAUCACUAUGGAUAAAUGGUUUGAUGACCAAUUGAAAAAGAUGGAUAUUGGAGGCAAUGAAAAAGCCAAGGAGUUCUUUGAGUCACAACCAGAAUACUCAACCAACAUGACAAUCACACAAAAAUAUCAUAGUCGGUUCGCAACAGCUUAUCGACAAAAGGUAAAAUUGAGAUAUAAGAACAUAUAGAUUUUGUUAAAGAUAACAAAAAU